Messenger RNA from Ascochyta rabiei, 639 nucleotides. RefSeq lists its product as uncharacterized. Lineage: Eukaryota; Fungi; Ascomycota; Dothideomycetes; Pleosporales; Didymellaceae. The coding region runs from base 1 to 639 and encodes 212 amino acids. The record is from RefSeq and is a predicted model, not a curated record. The transcript has 3 exons.
AUGUCGCAGCAACACAGCUCAAUCUCCCCACUAACCACCUUCUUCAUCGCGGCUUUCUUCCUCCUCUCUCUAUUCCCAGGAACUUUUGUCUCCAUCCUCUGGGCGCCCUACAAUUCCCUCGCCGCGUAUUACUUCCCCGCCGCCGCGCCCCGCAGCACCGUUCUCUGCUCGUCGCCAAACAUCUGCACCACCGCACCAACCAUGUCUUGGUUCCAAAAACAAUUCACCCUCCCCUCGCGCAGCCGAGGCUCCUACCUCGUGACCGACACGAUCCUGAAGGAGCUGCCAGAGAUCAAAAACUACAAGACGGGGCUGCUGAACCUCUUCAUCCAACACACGUCGUGCGCGCUGAGCCUGAACGAGAACUACGACGAGGAUGUGCGCGCGGAUAUGAGCACGGCGCUGGACAGGAUUGUGCCCGAGGAUAAGAAGGGACAGGGGCUGUAUCGCCAUGAUGCUGAAGGGAGUGAUGAUAUGCCUGCACACGUCAAGUCUGCGCUUGUGGGUGCGAGCGUUACGAUUCCCAUCACAAACGGCAGGCUGAACACAGGUACAUGGCAGGGCAUCUGGUACUUGGAGUUCAGGGACAUGAAGCACUCGAGGAAGAUUGUUGCGACCAUCCAGGGCGAGACGAAAUAA